GCAAUUUAGGAGAGCUGGUGUUGCGGGGAUUAUCAUUAUUGCACAAACUCAUCGCCAAGUUGACAUUAUCACAUUGCCUUUUCUGUAAAUGCUAGAUUUUUCAGUGGUCCACUGCGGAUAAGCUGGGCAAAAUGAAACCUGAUUGCAGAUAAAGUUGCGGCAAUUUCAAUCUCUUUUAACACAACGGAUAUGACCAACUUGUUGGUGUGGUUGCUUAGGAAACACAUGAUAUCUAUGGCAAUCCUGACAGUUGAUCCCCAGAAACGUUUCAGUUCCUCAUGGAUUGUGAAUGCAUGAGGAACUCAUUGUAUCCUCAUGCAACAUUGCCCUUGCAUUAGGAUUCAAAUCUUUGUUAUAUUUAGGAAUCAUUUCCAAUACAAGAUUGAGUUUGAAUUUCAAUUACAUUGGCGAGUCUCUUUUCCAAUCCAGGCCAUUGUGUUUAGAUUAGCUGAUGGACUCGCCUCUAAUAUACUGUAGAUGAGAUAGUUAUUUGGCAUUAUCUUAGGCCCAGAUUUGAUAUUUGUCAUAUAUCCUAGCUAUGUGUGCGAACAAGGCUAUCAAUUCCCAACGACCCAAACAAACGUGGCGAAUGUGACCUGCCAGGACAAUGGUCAAUGGUCUGAGUUGGAACCUUGUGUGGAAAUCAAAUGCAAUCUAACCGAAGAACUUAAGAAUAAGAAAGUCAAACCAAUUCCUGGAACCAUUUCGCCAUCAUCACGAAAAGAAGUUCAUUGCCUAGAUGGUUUUACCAUAUCCCAAGAAUUAGAGAACAAGUCCUUCCCCAUAACAUGCAAGCUUGGUGGGGUAUUCGAAUACGAUACCAAUUACAACGAUUGUGUUCCAACUUAUUGCCCUUCACCUUGGGAUUCUCUUACGAGCCGAAAAAUGACAUUGGGGAAAAAUCAAGGGAGCACGUGGAAAAUUCAUGAAACCGCAUGGGUUCAUUGUGAAAACACCUCUGAAAUCACUUUUAAAGCUGGGUCUCCCUUCCAUGUACAAGCCACAUGCAUCAUUGAUCACGAGAAUCCCUUCCCGACGUGGACAAGUGCCAUUGAACUAGACGAAAUUGUUUGCCAACAGUAUGAUCAAGCAUGCCAGUUGACCGCAGAAGAUAUCACCUUUCCCAAUGCCAAGCCUGAGCUAGAUUAUCCCGUUGGAUAUUGGGUUCGAACCCUGGAAAUGUUUCCGGUUCAAUGUGACCCCGGGUUUUACUUGGCGACUGACCGUUCUAAAACUGACUUUGACACAACAUGCCAUUGGGAUGGCAACUUAAGAACCGCUAGAAUGGGAUUGGAAGAUGUGGAUGCGGAUGAGAACCUUACUCGUUGUGUGAGCAAUAUCGAAUGCCCCACUGACAUCAUAAUUGAUGCAAUCGCAAGUGAUAUUCAAACCGAUCCCAGUAUAUGGUCGAACGCCCAAUACGAUAACCUGACGAACUUCCAAUACAAUGACAAUAUUAGCCUAUUUUGCUCAGGUGAGUAUGACAUGUUGAAAGCCUCCAAUAGCUGGGUCAAGAAAUUGACUCUCCAGUGCCAAUGGAACACCCAGUGGAAACCUUCUCUUUCAUUGACUGACCUGAGUUGUGAAGAUCGGAGUUGUAGGGGGGCUCCUAUCGCUUCAACGCAAACGACCUCGACUAUGAUAGGACCCUUUGUGAAUGGAUCCAUUGUGGUUGAUUCAGAUGCUUUUCGGGUACAUGAGGGUCAAAUGGUUUUGUACCGAUGCGUUGAAGGUUACAGACUUGCAGGUAGACACACUUUGAUGUCCGCCGUUGUUCCCUGCCACCCACCCCAAAUCACCUUGCCUGAUUGGAUGAAUUGCGUGUCAGCCACAACUUGUCAGAAGAAAAAAUUGGGAAAUGUAAAAGCUCGCCUACACAGCCAAAUUGCAACUAGAUUAGUGUCGCCUACUUGGAUGACAAACCUCAAACACAAUAAUAAAACAAAUCAAACCGAAGUCACUCUGCAUUCGAAUACCGAUUCCACCAUCGAGAGUGUUAUCUUCUACUUCAACAAAACCGUACAUCGUUCUAUUUUUCCGAACAAAAGCUUGGAAUUUUGCCUCGAUAGAUGUCCAAUGGUUGAUCAGGAUUUAAAUGAGGAAACCUUUAUGAUUGUCUUCAAUUGUUCCCAAUUGACAAGAUGUUCCCAGAUUACAAGUCUUGUGGAAAGUAAUAUCCCAAUUCUGAGGAUUGAGACUACAUCGAGAAAAGUUAUGCCGAGUGGAUAUCAUGGUUGUGCUGAACUUUAUCACAAAGGAUUUGAUGGUUUAAAUGGUUUGGUUUCCAAUUCACGACCCCAUUUGGAUCGUUGUGAAAUGGGUUGGACUUACAUUUAUAUCAGAAAACUGAUCGGGAACCAAUCUCUGAGCUCAGAAGAUUUCACUCAACAAAUCAAUUUGGGCAAUUCUUUUUACUGGAUGGGAUUGACGGAUAUAACAAGUUUGACGGCCAGUGUAUUGCACGAGCUCAAAGUCGAGUUUUUCAAAUCCAACGGAGAAAAUACCCAAAUAACCUACAGACAUUUCCGCAUCACUGAAAUACUCAAGGGUUUCGCCUUGGAAAUUGGUGAACCCGACCUUCAUAACUCGGACAUUCCAGACUCUUGGUCGGUCCAAUUUGGUGCCAUUUUCCAAUUCGCCAAUAGCCCCCAAAUAUGUGGAACAAACAGAACCCUUAUUGGAUGGUUUCUAUCAUGCUUAGUGACUGUGGAUUUGUUUGGGGAUCAGUUCUUUUGGAUGGGAUUAAGACAGUCUGACCAGCUCAAAAAAAUCUCAAUGGCAAUACGCCCCCUACACUUUAAUCCUCAGAACAUCUCAAAAGAUGCAUCCAAUCAAAUUUGGGUUACAAUGGAUUCAGAUGUUGCUUAUGGGGAUCGAAUUCAAUUAUUUUGCCCUCCUGGUUAUGGGCUUCUCAAUCCAGAACGUGAAUCUUAUACGUGCGAUUGGGCAGAAGUUGACGAUGAUGGUCCUUUUAAUCAAUGCAUUGCCAAAAGCUGUCCUUUCUUGCCACAUGAGAGGAUCAAUUUGACUAAUAUGGUUCCGACCUUGACACGAAAUACCAAUGAAGUUUUGAUAAAUGAGACAAUAUCUUAUCAUUGUAAGCUUGGAACCUUCUUUGAAGACAACAUGACAAGGAGAGAAAUGAAUUUUACUUGCCAACCAGACAUGAUUUAUGAAUACGAUCACACCCUUUCAACAUCAUGUGUUUCGGACAAAAAAUGCACCAACUGGCUACCGAAACCUCUCAACGGACAAAUGUCUGUGGCCACAUGCCCUCGGAAGGAUGUUGGAUCUUGUUUGGGUUUCUUGACCCCCGCAGUCUUUCCAUUCUGUUCUGAUUUUGAAGUGACCUGGAACUACGUUUACGCUAAAGAUAAAGAAGGCCAAGUUUCAUUGAAUGUUAGUCUGACGCCGUUCUUCAGAGGAAAGGUCGCAUUCGUUUUCUCCCACAAGCUUUACCCGCUCAAUCAGACGACAGCGAGAUUUGACAUUUCAUCCUCGGAACCAUUGUCGAUCGAUGGUUUCAAUUUAGAAGAUUCCUCAUCCGAUUACUUGCCGUGCAUUUUGAAUGUAUUUUGCGGAUCAAACUUGAGUCAUCAUGAAUUAAUGGAAGAUUUAAACCAAACCGAGCUCGGAUUUCACAAUGUGGUCAAGUAUUCUUGCUACGAAACUGAACAGUUCCAGAGGUCCGACGGGUCUUUGUACGGAACGGCUACCCUUCGAUGCGAUUGGAAUGGCCAAUUGUUGGAUACACAGGGCCAGUUGGUAGAGAAUCUGGACCCUUGCAUCGUCUAUGCUUGCCCAAGGCCACCCAUUCAUCUCAAUGGAGCCUUCUUAAGCUUAUUGAAUCACAAUCAAAGCGGGAACGUGGUCCUUCCUAACAAUUCUGUCACCUACAAAUGUCAACAAGGCCGCAGAUUUGGUCCUGAUUCGACCCUUGACAUAUAUUUUAAUGUGUCUUGUCUCGCCGAUGGGAAUUAUUCGACUAAUUGGCCCAUUUGUGAAGAUCCCCUUUCCAAGUUUUGUCCACCUCUUGAAGAAGACGUUCCAAACGGAAGUUACUCUGUGAACAACACUUCCGUUCCCGUUCAAACUGAAAUAGCAUUCAAUUGUGAUUGGGGGUUUAGUGUGCAAUCAAACGCAAGUUAUGGCAACAUUAUAAACGCAACCUCUCAAAGAUUCUAUUGUGAUUGGAACCAGACAUGGGACACCAGCUUGGUUUACCCUUGCGAAAGAACUCAUUGUACAGCCAUUCCAAACGGAACGUACCAUCAUUUGGUUCUCAUGGAGCCAAUUGAUAUGGUUUCUUUUGAGACCACCGUGGUGUACCAAUGUGACUCUGAAAACCGUUUUUUCGAGAAUGACAAAUUCCAACAAACUCUUGAGCUGGAAUGCAUGCCUGAUGGAUUGCUCUACCCUCUGGAGUUAACACAUUGUCUAUUGGAAGAAGAGGUGUUUUGCCUUGAUCCACCUCCGAUGCCACCCCCGGGAGCGAAUCGGUUCUGGGCAGAUGAUGAGAUAUCUUACAAUUCAACAGCCAUGUAUAUGUGCCAAACGCACAAAGAGUCCCAAAAUGUGCCCCAAAUUGAAAGUGUUUGCCAAUGGAACAAAAACUGGACACUCAUCGAUUCAUUUACAUGUCAAGCCACACAUUGUCCCGGCCUCCCAAAUCCCCCUCUAGCCUCAGGAUUGUUUUAUUCUGCGGACAAAUCGUCGGCUAAGAACCUUGCCUUUAUAUAUAACGAUGGCUUAGGACAGCCUUCCCCAAACGAAGGAUAUGUGCUUCCGGUACCAAGAUAUUUCGCGGACGAGCGUGUUCUUAUUAUAGACGGUUUGGUCUUAAGAGACGAAUCAAACCAAUCAGUUCAAUUGGUUCUGAUGAACUACAUCAAUGGCGGAUACCAUGAGAUCCAUUCUAUUGACUUGGAACCUUGGCUAUUUGGCGAAGGAUCCGAGGAGCAUUUCUUGCUUCAGAUUGAGAAACGAAACUCUUCCGCACUUAACAUCACCAACAUGGAUUCUCAGAUUCAAGGGAUUCAAUACAAUCCCCUGUUUCAAGGUUUGAAAGUGAAGGGCAGAGUCAUGGUCAAUUUCAUAGGACUAGUAAAACCGGAUGAGAGUUUUGUCAUUCCUGUUGGCGGUACGAUCGUCUUUGAAUGUCCUCAUAAUCAAGUACUGACAAGUCGACCAUAUUUGGCACCCACGCUCGAUUUGUUUUGUGGAGCCAAUGGAGCGAUCGAUGUUCCAAAUCCGUGGCCCGAAUGUGUUUCUUUUGAAACGGGCAUGAAUAUCAGUAGAACGACUAUUUCAUUUGAAUCAUAUGUGACAGGUAAGGUUUUUUUUCCGUUAGAGAGCAUCGUGGAAAUUAGUCUGAACUCCGAGAGUUCAAGCACCUGUUUUGGAGGUCAGGAUGAUGUCCUGGAACUAGUCGAUGAUUUGACAUACAUGAUCAUCAAAAUGAUUGAAACAUAGUAAUAAAUGGUCUUCCAA
Tigriopus californicus is the source of this 5490-nucleotide messenger RNA. RefSeq lists its product as uncharacterized. NCBI's taxonomy places the organism in Eukaryota, Metazoa, Arthropoda, Copepoda, Harpacticoida, Harpacticidae. The transcript has 25 exons. Bases 886 to 5472 code for a protein of 1528 amino acids. The record is from RefSeq and is a predicted model, not a curated record.